AUGAGUUUUUACGAUGUAAAUAAUUUCGAAAAUCCUCGUUUAAUAGGAGAAUUUAAUCUUAACAAUGCAUAAAACGAUUGUGAUGAUAUUACUAGUGAUUCUUCAGAAAACUUUUUGGGUUGUGCAAAUGGCUUUUAUGGAUUUUAUAUAAUCGAUAUAAGUAAUCUUAAUGAUAUAAAGAUUUAUGCAUAAUAUGAUGAGAUUUUUUAAUAAAAUGGAGUUGAAAGUAUAAUUUUUGAUGAUGAAUUGUCCUUUGGAUUUUAUGCAGUUAGAGAAACCGGAGUCGGCUAUUUUGAAAUAGAGAAACAAAAUAUUUAUAUUGGAGAAAAAGUUAGUUUGCUAUUUAUACCUUUAUAUAGUCUAAAUGAUGUUAAGUUUGCUGAAGUUUAUUAUUAUGAUAAUUACUAAAGACAAAAAUUGCCAAAUUGGGGAGAAUUCAUAUAAUCAUAAUCAAAAUUAAACUUAAAAAUUGAUAAGUCAAUUCUCAAUUAAAACAAAUAAAAGCCUAAUAUUGAAAGGCAUGAAAUUGAUAGAAACUCUUUACAUAUAGUGGAUAAGAAUCUAAUCUCAUAAAAUAUUUUUUAAUGA
Messenger RNA from Ichthyophthirius multifiliis, 588 nucleotides. Its product is annotated as major facilitator superfamily protein, putative. Lineage: Eukaryota; Ciliophora; Oligohymenophorea; Hymenostomatida. The transcript has 4 exons. The record is from RefSeq and is a predicted model, not a curated record.